Sarcophilus harrisii (Tasmanian devil) is the source of this 2651-nucleotide messenger RNA. RefSeq names its product dynein regulatory complex subunit 3 (gene DRC3). NCBI's taxonomy places the organism in Eukaryota, Metazoa, Chordata, Mammalia, Dasyuromorphia, Dasyuridae. Bases 469 to 2040 code for a protein of 523 amino acids. The record is from RefSeq and is a predicted model, not a curated record. The transcript has 15 exons. Gene Ontology annotation, molecular function: protein binding.
GGGGCAGGUAGGUCAUUUGAGCCAUCUUUUUGGUCCCGGCUCCGAGUCGGGGACCCUAAAUCUGAUUCGCCGAGGUAGUGAUCUAUUUGAAGACUUUCCAUAACGAUUGGAUUAAAAACUAGAACGUCACCACCUCCUCCCGCAAAGGCGGGCCAAGGAGGGCUCCGCCCUCAGAAGACAGCGAUUGGAGGGAGAUUUGUUUUCUCUAUGACUGGUUGGUGAAAAAAGCAUUUUCCCCCCACCCAAAAGUUUGGACAUGUGACCAGUCAACUUUCACCUUGGAGAGUCCGUCAUCGGAUUUCCCCUUAGCAACCAGACAGUCGCGUUAUCCUCCCUUAGCAACCAGGCAAACUUCUUUGAGGCUGAAACGAGAGGGAGGUUAGAGCUCCGGAAGGAGUUCUAAGCAUCAGAUCUCUGCUCUGUCUACAAUCAAGUCUGCAACAGGUUACAAGAUAACUAAGAUCAAAGAUGAUUCGAUUAUAUGAUACAAUAGAGCCAAAUGUGAUUGAUGAAGAGUUGCUUAAAUUGGCUGUAGAAGAACAGGGACCUCAAGAAGCAGCAGGACAAGUAGCCAAACAGGAGGGCAUUAAUUUCAAAGAUGUCAAAAGUCUGCAGCUGGAUUUUCAAAACAUCCUCAGGAUUGACAAUCUAUGGCAAUUUGUGAGUCUUAGAAAAUUGCAGCUAGACAAUAACAUCAUUGAGAAGAUAGAUGGAUUAGAAAGUCUUGUUAAUCUGGUGUGGCUUGAUUUAUCUUUCAACAACAUUGAAACAAUUGAGGGUCUAGAUACUUUAGUUAACUUAGAAGAUCUGAGCUUAUUCAGCAAUCGAAUUGUCAAGAUGGAUGCUAUGGACUCAUUAGUAAAGCUCCAGGUCUUUUCCAUAGGGAACAACAUGAUUGAUAACCUUCUUAAUGUUAUCUAUCUGAGGAGAUUCACAUAUUUACGUUCACUCAACCUUGCUGGGAAUCCCAUCUGUGAGGAUGAAGAGUAUAAAUUGUUUGUCACUGCCUACCUUCCUGAUCUAGUAUACCUGGACUUCAGACUUAUUGAUGCACACACGAGGGAACUUGGUGAUGCAAAAUAUCAAUAUAGUAUUUAUGAAUUGAAGCAUCGGGAGAAUCAGAUCCAGGCCAAACUUGAAGAGGAGAUGGCAACUGUAGCAGAGCUAGAAAAACAUAAGGCUGCUUAUGUUGAAUACCUGAACGGUCCUUUUCUGUUUGACAGCCUUUAUUCAGAGGAUGUUGAAGCUGCCAAGUUAGCUUAUUUACCAGGAGUUCCGGAACUACUGGAGACAUACAAAACCAAAUUUGUUGAAAUUUGCCAGAAUAUAUUUGAUUAUGGCUUGGUACAGCAAGAAAAGAGAAAAGCAGAAGUUGCCAUCUUCUAUGAAUGUCUUGAAGAAGCCCUUCAAGAAAAUCGAAAGCAAGGGUUGAAAGAAGUCGAAGAUUUUGACAAGAUAUAUACAGCGUAUUUACAUACCAUUCGAAAUUCAAAUGACAUACAAUUUGUGGACAAUAAAAUGAGUGAAUGUGCUGAAGAAAUCAGUCGAUUGUUUGAUAGACUCAUGACUUUAGAAAUGCAAUUGGUUGAACAGUUGGAGGAAACGAUAAAUAAUUUUGAAAGGAACAUUAUAGACAUGGUGGGAGUAUUUGUUGAAAAUGUACAAGGCCUGAUGGCCCAGUGCCGUGACCUUGAAAACCAUCACCAUGAGAAACUUCUGGAGAUCUCAAUAAACACCUUGGAAAAAAUAGUCAAGAGUGAAUUUGAUGAGGACCUGCCAGAUGAUGUCCGAGCACUUUUUUCUGACAAAGAUACAGUUGUUAAUGCAGUUGGAGCAUCACAUGACAUCCAUCUUCUGAAGAUAGACAAUCGAGAAGAUGAUUUAAUAACCAAUGUCACCAGUUGGUGUACAGCUACUGUAGAUAAGGUUCAUAAUGAUGAACUCGAUAGAAAUCGUAAACGAGUAAAAGAAAUCAAUCAAUAUGUUGACCAUUUACAGACUGACCUGGACAACAUGGAUUUUGGUGACCUUUUGGACUAGGAGCUACAAAAUUCUCCUUCAAGAGGGAAAAAUCUGUGUCCUCUGCUUCCUUUAGAAAAUAAUUUGAAGAAAAAUCCUAGCAUGAAAAUACUAAUGCCACAUUACCCUGGAGGAAGAUGAAAAAGGCAGCUCAUAAUAAUUUGCACAGAUGUUUUUAACUAAUAAGGAAAAACAAGUAGGUGGAAACUUGAGAUCUACCAGCCAACAAUCACACAACCUCUAGAAUAUGUGAUACAUAGAAGUUGCUUGUUUAGAUUUAAGAGCAUUUGGGGUCUUUGAUAUUUGCCUGUUGAAAUAAUAAUAUAGGAUGUGAAAAUAAAGGAGAAUAAGUAAAUAGUUUGCAUUUAAGCUUCUUUUCAUUAAUGAUCAAAUGUAUAUUAAAAAUCAAAAUGGGCUGUGAAAAAAUUCAAAGAACCAAAGGAGGCAAGGGAAUUUAUGGUAUCGUGGCCUUAUUACAGGCCAAAAGAAGUACAGAAAGAUAACUGAAUUUGGGAUUUGCAAUGUGGACUUCGAGUUCAGUUUUGCCACUUACUAGCUGUGUGACACUGGACAAGUCACUUAACCUCUCAUAUAAACCUCUCAGAUGUUCAUCUAUAUAGAGGAACAAUAUU